Messenger RNA from Ficedula albicollis (Collared flycatcher), 1533 nucleotides. It is a transcript of the gene FAM167B, whose product is annotated as family with sequence similarity 167 member B. The record is from RefSeq and is a predicted model, not a curated record. NCBI's taxonomy places the organism in Eukaryota, Metazoa, Chordata, Aves, Passeriformes, Muscicapidae. The transcript is spliced from 3 exons. The coding region runs from base 63 to 617 and encodes 184 amino acids.
AGGAGGUGUUGAGGGGUCGGAGAUCAGCGGGGUUUUUUGGGGGGGGCUCUGUUUGUCCCAGCAUGGCCUUCAGCCAGCUGAAAUUCAAGGAGCUGGGCGAGGAGGAGCCCACCUGGGAGGAGGAGAACCUGGACAGCGUGAAGGCGCUGACGGCCAAGCUGAAGCUGCAGACGCGCAGACCCUCGUACCUGGAGUGGGAAGCGCGGGUGAGGGGGCAGCGCUGGGGGGCUCGGAGCCCCGCGAGCACCUGGGGGGCACCGCAGAGCCCCGGGCACCCCGAGGAGCAGCAGGGUGGUGGCGUUUGUGGCUUUGCCACCAUGGAGGCGGCUCUGGAGUGGCUGAGGACGGAGCUGCGGGACAUGCAGGCGCUGGACCAGCGGCUGGCGCAGCAGCUGAUGCGGCUGCGGGCGCGGCUGCACCGCAUGAAGGUGGAGCAGGCCUGCCACCAGCACAAGGAGAUGCUGGACGACGCCACCUUCGGCCUCGAGGGCUGCGAGGAAGACUCGGAUCUGCUCUGCACCAUCCCCCCCAAGGCCGCCUUCCUGCUCUCCACGCCGCUCAAGCACAUCGGCGUCACCCGCAUGAACAUCAACUCCCGGCGCUUCUCCCUCUGCUGAGCCAGCCCCGCGGGCAGCCCGGCGCGUUUUGGGGUUCAAAGAUCCCUCCCCAAAUCUGUCAGGGCUCGGGGCAGGCGGGGCUGCUCCACCAGGGCGGUGCCACGCCGUGGUGGCACGGGAAUGGCACGGAAUGGCACAGGAAUGGCACAGGAAUGGCACGGGAAUGGCACGGGAAUGGCACGGGAAUGGCACGGGAAUGGCACGGGAAUGGCACGGGAAUGGCACGGGAAUGGCACGGGAAUGGCACGGGAAUGGCACGGGAAUGGCACGGGAAUGGCACGGGAAUGGCACGGGAAUGGCACGGGGAAUGGAAAGAGAAUGACACAGGAAUGGCAGGGGAAUGGCACGGGAUUGACAGGGGAAUGGCAUAGAAAUGGCACGGGAAUGGCACGGGAGUGGGCACGGGAAUGGCACGGGAAUGGCACAGGAAUGGCACGGGAAUGGAAAAGGAAUGGCACGGGAAUGGCACGGGAAUGGCACGGGAAUGGCACGGGAAUGGCACGGGAAUGGCACGGGAAUGGCACGGGAAUGGCACGGGAAUGGCACGGGAAUGGCACGGGAAUGGCACGGGAAUGGCACGGGAAUGGCACGGGAAUGGCACGGGAAUGGCACGGGAAUGGCACGGGAAUGGCACGGGAAUGGCACGGGAAUGGCACGGGAAUGGCACGGGAAUGGCACGGGAAUGGCACGGGAAUGGAAAAGGAAUGGCACGGGAAUGGCAGGGGAAUGGCACGGGAAUGGCACGGGAAUGGAAAAGGAAUGGAAAGGGAAUGGCAGGGGAAUAUCGCGGGACUGACAGGGGAAUGGCACAGGAAUGGCACGGGAAUAUCACGGGAGUGACAGGGGAAUGGCAUAGGAAUGGCACAGGAAUGGCACGGGAAUGGCACGGGAAUGGCACGGGGAUAACACGGGAAUG